This is a messenger RNA of Paramecium tetraurelia, 1071 nucleotides long. RefSeq lists its product as uncharacterized. Gene Ontology annotation, biological process: protein K48-linked deubiquitination. The record is from RefSeq and is a predicted model, not a curated record. The transcript has 2 exons. NCBI's taxonomy places the organism in Eukaryota, Ciliophora, Oligohymenophorea, Peniculida, Parameciidae. Gene Ontology annotation, cellular component: nucleus. Gene Ontology annotation, molecular function: ubiquitin binding; cysteine-type deubiquitinase activity.
AUGGAUAGCAUAGAGACAUUAAUACAAUAUUUGAAAAAAUAAAUCUAAGAAGUCAGAAAAAACUUUGACAAUAUCAUCGAUAUAAUAUAAGACGCUAGUAAAAAAAUUAGUGAAUUCAAAAUAUAAUUUAAACCAACUGAAAAGAUAAAUGAAUUUUGGAAUAAUUUAGCAAAAAUAGAUGAAUGGAUUAAAUAAGGGAAUGAAGUAACCAAACAAAUGAAUGAUUAUAAUAUAUUAAAGGAAUGGCAAUAAUAAAUACAAAAAUCCAAUUUCUCUGAUGGUAAUGAUAAAUAGAUGAAAGAAUUCAUUAAAAAUUUAGAAUUUUUAUCUGGAGGUUAGAUACUUGAAAUCAAUUAUGUAAAUCCUCCAGAAAGUAAUGCUGCCUUCAAAAAAGAAUAUGGAACACAAAAAAUUGAUUUGGAAAAUAAAUUCAGAAAUAUAAUAGGUUAUUAAAGAGUAAGAGGGGACGGAAAUUGCUUUUAUACAUCCUUUUUAUAUUAAUACUUGAAUUUAUUACUAUCAAACUCAAAAAAUAGCAAAAUAGAAAUAAACAAAUUUAUCAAUAAGGUUGAUGAAUUAGAAUUAACACUAUUCUUUAAUGAUUAGUCCUUGAUAAAAAUUUAAAUUGAAAAUGAAAUAAAAAAGUACUUUAAAUACAUUUUAAAACAACUGGUAUAAAACCCUUCUGAUUUACUAGAAUAUUUUUCAAAAAAUAACAAAUAAUUUUAUGUUUGUUCAAUAAUAAUUUUUAGAAACAUUGUUAGACAAAUAUACAAUUAGAAAAAAGGCUAUAUAGAAAAUUUUCUUUACACAGACAUAGAAGAGGAGAUCAUCACUUGGUAAAAAGAAUGUAAUUCUAAUCAAGCUGUAAUUUAACUUCUCAGUUAAGAAUUAGACCUUUAAGUUAAUUUAUACUUUUUCAGAAGAGACGGAGUUGAACUUGAAAUAUAUAAUUAAAAUCAGAAUUUAUCAUAAAUUAAUCUGCUCUUUAGGCCAGGACAUUAUUAGAUUGCCUUAUGCUAAAAUUCCUAGUUAGAACGCAAUCAAAAAUAAUUUGAAAAAUAAUAUUGA